Molecule: messenger RNA, 580 nt
Organism: Rhizopus microsporus ATCC 52813
Lineage: Eukaryota; Fungi; Mucoromycota; Mucoromycetes; Mucorales; Rhizopodaceae
Exons: 1
Coding region: 167-580 (137 amino acids)
Source: RefSeq, a predicted model, not a curated record
ACAUUAUUCUUUUGUCCCAUUGAUUUUUAAGUUUUAAUAUCUUUUAACUUCAACCUCUUCUGUCUCUGCAAUCCGUCUAGUUUGAAGUGGCUAGUCAAUAUGAGCGUUAUAUCACAGCCUGAAUUCAAAAUGCCUAAGAAAGGCUAUGAUAAUAUAAAUCGAUGAGAUGGCAUUGAAUACAUUGAGAAACAUUAACGAGAACAUUCAGAGUAUGUUGAAAGAAGUGCAAGAAAUAAGAGACAAAAUAACCACGAUAUUGGAUGUCUUCAAUUCCGAUGAUAGAUCCCAAGUUCAGCAGUUCUUGGACCACUUGGCUUCAUUUUCGAGAGUAUUGACAAAUGUAAACAGUUUGUUGAUGGCAACGCCCAGUCAAAGACCAAAAGAGGAUGAAGAGGAUGAAGAAGGAAUUACAAAACGAAUAUUUGAUCUUGAUCUUUUUACUGUUGAUUUAACAGAGGACAACAAUAAUGGCGCUGAAAGUGUGUCGGGACUCGAAGAAUAUGAAGCAGGAGUAUCACAAUCAUCAGAAGUUGACAAUGAAGGUGAUUUAGUUAUUAAUGAAGCAUCAUUAACAUUAUAA